Myotis daubentonii (Daubenton's bat) is the source of this 1109-nucleotide messenger RNA. RefSeq names its product nerve growth factor (gene NGF). Lineage: Eukaryota; Metazoa; Chordata; Mammalia; Chiroptera; Vespertilionidae. The record is from RefSeq and is a predicted model, not a curated record. Gene Ontology annotation, biological process: positive regulation of peptidyl-serine phosphorylation; cell surface receptor protein tyrosine kinase signaling pathway; neuron projection morphogenesis. Gene Ontology annotation, cellular component: dendrite; axon; synaptic vesicle. Gene Ontology annotation, molecular function: nerve growth factor receptor binding; growth factor activity.
UGGGAGGAGGGGCUAAGGAUUUCAGACAGUGAGUGUAAAAGCUGCUCGGCGCUCCCGCUCGGCAGAGAGCGCCGGGGACGGAGCGAGCGCGCAGGAGUCCUGGCCCGUGGUCGUGCAGUCCAGGUGGCUGGAUGGCAUGCUGGACCCAAGCUCAGCUCAGCGUCCGGGCCCAAUAACGGCUUUUCCAAGGAAGCAGCUUUCCGUCCUGGCCACACUGAGGUGCAUAGCGUGAUGUCCAUGUUGUUCUACACUCUGAUCACAGCUCUUCUGAUCGGCAUCCAGGCAGAACCACAGGCAGAGAGCGAUGUCCCAGCAGGGCACCCCGUCCCCCAAGCCCACUGGACGAACCUGCAGCAUUCCCUCGACACAGCCCUCCGCCGAGCCCGCAGCGCCCCGGCCCGGGCGAUAGCCGCCAGGGUGGCCGGGCAGACCUGCAACAUCACUGUGGACCCCAAGCUUUUUAAGAAGCGGCGACUGCGCUCACCCCGCGUGCUGUUCAGCACGCAGCCCCCGCCUGUGGCCGCGGACACCCAGCCGCUGGACCUGGAGGCCGGUGGUGCGGCCUCCUUCAACAGGACUCACAGGAGCAAGCGCUCCGCGUCCCACCCCAUCUUCCACAGGGGCGAGUUCUCGGUGUGCGACAGCAUCAGCGUGUGGGUGGGGGACAAGACCACGGCCACGGACAUCAAGGGCAAGGAGGUGAUGGUGUUGGGAGAGGUGAACAUCAACAACAGCGUGUUCAAACAGUACUUUUUCGAGACCAAGUGCCGGGACCCCACUCCCGUGGACAGCGGGUGCCGGGGCAUUGACGCCAAGCACUGGAACUCGUACUGCACCACGACGCACACCUUCGUCAAGGCACUGACCAUGGACGACAAGCAGGCUGCCUGGCGGUUCAUCCGGAUAGACACGGCCUGCGUGUGUGUGCUCAGCAGGAAGGCUGGGAGGAGAGCCUGACCCUCACCAGCCCCGCCCCAGCUCCCUCCACUCUCUCCUGGGCCCCUCCCUACCUCAACCUGUAAAUUAUUUUAAAUUAUAAGGACUGCAUGGUAAUUUAUAGUUUAUACAGUUUUAAAGAAAUAUCAUUAUUUAUUAAAUUUUUGGAAGCA